Messenger RNA from Hemiscyllium ocellatum (epaulette shark), 3368 nucleotides. Its product is annotated as purine nucleoside phosphorylase-like. The record is from RefSeq and is a predicted model, not a curated record. Bases 42 to 1100 code for a protein of 352 amino acids. Gene Ontology annotation, molecular function: purine-nucleoside phosphorylase activity. The transcript is spliced from 6 exons. NCBI's taxonomy places the organism in Eukaryota, Metazoa, Chordata, Chondrichthyes, Orectolobiformes, Hemiscylliidae. Gene Ontology annotation, biological process: nucleoside metabolic process. Gene Ontology annotation, cellular component: cytoplasm.
CCGUGAUUGGCAGUGGGAGGUGGGUGGGGCUUCCAUUGUUGAUGUCACCGUGGGUUGACGAACCCCGCCUCCCGAGCGGCCAAUCAGAGCGUGGGAUGCCAGUGACAUAUAGUGAACGGGGAAAUCCAGAGAGAGGGAUCACUGAGACACACACGUUCCCAGAGAGACAGAUCUCUCCCUCCCUCACUCCCAGACUGAGAGAGAGAGAGAGAGAGAGAGAGAUGCCUGCGAUGGACACCGCGAAGGGAUAUUCUUAUGACCAGUACAAGACGACAGCUGAUUGGCUGCUCGCACGGACUAAUCAGAAACCUACUGUUGCUAUAAUCUGUGGGUCCGGGUUAGGGGGUCUCGCUGAUACCCUGAAGGAUCCUGUCUGUUUCAAGUACACCGAUAUUCCCAACUUCCCUCACAGCACAGUGAAGGGACACGCCGGGCGCUUGGUGUUUGGAUCGCUGAGCGGGACGCCCUGCGUCUGUAUGCAGGGACGCUGCCAUCUCUACGAAGGGCACCCUGUCUGGAAGAUGACAUUCCCAAUCCGUGUUUUCCUCCUCAUGGGGGUGGAGACCCUGAUCGUCACCAACGCAGCGGGCGGUCUCCAUCCGGAUUACAAGGUCGGAGACAUCAUGUUGAUCAAGGAUCACAUCAACCUGCCCGGAUUGGCUGGGAUCAACCCACUGGUGGGACCCAACGAUGAGAGGUUCGGUGAGCGAUUCCCGUGUAUGUCCGAUGCCUACGACAGUGUUCUGAGGCGAUUGGCGAGUGAGGUUGCCCAGGACCUGGGUUACGGUGCCAUCCUGCGCGAGGGGGUAUACUGCACCGUUGGGGGACCCUCAUAUGAGACCAUCGCAGAGUGUCGCAUGCUGCGGAUCAUCGGGGCAGACGCAGUCGGCAUGAGCACCAUCCACGAGGUGAUCACUGCCCGUCAUGGCGGUCUCCGCGUCCUGGGUCUCUCAUUGGUCACUAACAAGGUGGUGAUGGAGUACGACAGCACAGAACGAGCCAAUCAUGAGGAGGUGCUGCAGACUGGCAAACAGAGUGCCACCAUCUUGGAGAAAUUGGUCACCCACAUUGUGGGCAGAAUGGCCUGCCAGAGUGCCUAGGGCACUGGCUGUCACCCCUCCCCACCCCCAACCCAUCCACAUCCCCCCCCUCCCCCACACCCCCCCGUAUCUCCCCACCAAUUCCCCCUCCCCACCCCCUGCCAAAGAUUUGGGACCACUUCAAUCUGAUAAAGGGAACCCUUCAGAUCAUGGAGGGGCUGCUGUCAUCCGAGCGGCCAAUCAGGGCUGACUCUCUGGCAAGGAUCUCCUGGGUCCCUCUCCAUCCCUCACAAAAUCGCCCCCGCCCCCAUUCCCCCCUCCCCCAGCUGCCAGCCCCACCUUGGGCUCCCAUUGGCUGUUGUCAACACCUGGUGGCCAUGUUCCAGGAUCUGUAGACCCUGGGAUCUAUUGGUUUUUAUGAUUAGAGCCUGGGAUCUGUUGGUCAGUGAGGGAUAAACCAUUAGAUCUGUUGGUUUGUGAUGUAGACACUGGGCUCUGUUGGUUUAGUAUGAUGUGACCCUGGGAUCUGUCAUCCAUUGAGGUAGACCCUGGGAUCUGUCGUCCAUUGAGGUAGACCCUGGGAUCUGUUGGUGAGUGAGGGAUUGACCCUGGGAUCUGUUGGUUAAGUAUGGUAUAGUCUGGGAUCUGUUGGUUAAUCCGGGUGGACGCUGGGAUCUGUUGGUUAAUCCGGGUGGACGCUGGGAUCUAUUGGUUAAUCCAGUUGGAUGCUGGGGUCUAUUAGUUAAUCCAGUUGGACCCUGGGAUCUAUUGGUUAAUCCAGUUGGAACCCGGGAUCUGUUGGUUAAUCCGGGUGGACGCUGGGAUCUGUUGGUAAAUCCAUUUGGACCCUGGGAUCUGUUGGUUAAUCCACUUGGACCCUGGGAUCUGUUGAUCAUUGCAGUAGGACCCCACCCCGCUGCAAGCUCCCCCUCCUUCCCCAUCCCGACUCGGAACUAUAUCGGCCAUUCCUUCCCGGGUCGGAAUUCUCUCCCUGAGGGAGAUUGUGGGUCUGCCCUACAGCACAUGGACUACAGCGGUUCAAGAAGGCAGCUCACCUCUCCCCCCAACCGCCCCCCCCUCCCCCCAGUACCUUCCCAAGGGGCAACUAGGGAUGGGAGGGGUUGAAUAAAUGACAGGCCCACACAUCUCCAUUCUCUGCUUUUCCAAAGUUGGAACCUCUUGCAUCAAUCUGUUGGGAGAGAUCCUGUUGAUCUACUGCAGACUAUCGCUCACAUUCUCUGACUAGAUCAGACACAUUGUUCAGAUCCUUCCAACUGGGCAAACUCUGGCUGUGUAUUUAUUUAUAUUCUUAUUUAAAAGGCUGUGUAUAUUUUGUCUUUUGCACUAGAACAGAAAUCCAGCGAGCAGGCAAUUAUAGAUCUGUCUAGAAGCUUGGAACAACAUUCAUGUAAUGCAGUAUGUUCGCUCAGGGAGAUAUCUGUACACUGACUGGUGUCUCUCAGUCCCCUCUCUCUCUCAGGGAGAUAUCCGUACACUGACUGGUGUCUCUCAGUCCCCUCUCUCUCUCAGGGAGAUAUCUGUACACUGACUAGUGUCUCUCAGUCCUCCCUCCCUCUCAGGGAGAUAUCUGUACACUGACUGGUGUCUCUCAGUCCCCUCUCUCUCUCAGGGAGAUAUCCGUACACUGACUGGUGUCUCUCAGUCCCCUCUCUCUCUCAGGGAGAUAUCUGUACACUGACUAGUGUCUCUCAGUCCCCUCUCUCUCUCAGGGAGAUAUCUGUACACUGACUAGUGUCUCUCAGUCCUCCCUCCCUCUCUCAGGGAGAUAUCUGUACACUGACUGGUGUCUCUCAGUCCUCCCUCCCUCUCUCAGGGAGAUAUCUGUACACUGACUGGUGUCUCUCAGUCCUCCCUCCCUCUCUCAGGGUGAUAUCCGUACACUGACUGGUGUCUCUCAGUCCCCUCUCUCUCUCAGGGAGAUAUCUGUACACUGACUGGUGUCUCUCAGUCCCCUCUCUCUAUCAGGGAGAUAUCCGUACACUGACUGGUGUCUCUCAGUCCCCUCUCUCUCUCAGGGAGAUAUCCGUACACUGACUGGUGUCUCUCAGUCCUCCCUCCCUCUCUCAGGGAGAUAUCUGUACACUGACUAGUGGCUCUCAGUCCUGUCUCUCUCUCACUCACAGGGAGCUAGCUGUUCACUGGCUGGUGACUCUCAGACACCUCUCUGUCCUUGGGCGAGGUUGACAUCUCUAAGAGUGGACUGGAAACAGUUUUUGAAGUGUUUUAUGAUCAUAUGAUGUUUAAAAAUCUACAAUGAAUACCUGUAAUCACCAUCAAAAUUGAGAAAUAAAUUAUUCAGACACUCUG